Molecule: messenger RNA, 2011 nt
Organism: Aphanomyces astaci
Lineage: Eukaryota; Oomycota; Saprolegniomycetes; Saprolegniales; Verrucalvaceae
Exons: 3
Coding region: 496-1875 (459 amino acids)
Biological process (GO): peptidyl-L-cysteine S-palmitoylation; protein targeting to membrane
Cellular component (GO): Golgi membrane; Golgi apparatus; endoplasmic reticulum
Molecular function (GO): protein binding; protein-cysteine S-palmitoyltransferase activity
Source: RefSeq, a predicted model, not a curated record
CCGCGAUAUCGAAUAUGCAGUCGCCAGAUGAAUUCCUCGCGUUUGUGCAGGCCGAAGCCCCGAGACUCCAUCCGUCGACCUUCCGGCAUGCUUCGAGUCCGUCACUGGACGCCGACGGCAAGCCGCGUCUCCGUCGCGGCACGUCCGACCCACCGCCACCGACUGAGCUUCCAUCAUCUAACGAAGUCGACAUGACGAUGGAGCUCUUGCACAUGACAUUGCUAGAUAAUCCCACGUGGGCGAAUGUGUCCGACCGGAACCAGUGCUCGCUGCUCCACUGGGUCGCCCAGCGCGGUGCGCCGCCAUUGCUGCAACUCCUGCUGGACCACGGAGCAUCCGUCGACACCCCGGACGACAACGGCCUGUGGCCGGUCCACUGGGCAGCCGCCGCCAACAACCUCCCCGUGCUGCGAACGUUGCUACAGGCGCAUCGCGAGUUGCUCAACGCCCCCGAUUCAUUCAAGCAACGCACGCCGUUGAUUUUGGCUGUGCAACAUGGUCAUCUCGCAACGGUGUUGUAUUUGCUCCGGCAAGGAGCCGAUGCCAGCAGGGUGGACCAGUCAGGGGAUACGGUUGUGCAUUGGAGUGCGUACAAAGGCUUGUUGGAAACCCUUCGGGUGUGUUAUGCCUACGCUGACGCUCUUGGCGUCGACACUUUGCUCUUUCACGUCCCAGACGGGUUUGGGCAGACGCCGCUGCAUCUCGCGGCUGUUCGCGGGUGAGUCCCCAAUCGAUUCACAACUCAAUUUUUGUAUUGGAUAUAGCCAUGCCGAGAUAGUGGCCUUCUUGGUGGACGAAGUGAAUGUCGCGAUGGAGGGCGAGGACGACAAGGGCCGGACGCCGUUGGCGCUAGCUCGCUCUAAAGGCCACGGAGCGGCCGCCGCGGUCCUCCAGACGCGCCUCUAUCGCCGCCGCAGCGUCCUCCGAUUGAUUCGCCAUGCCUUGCGAAGUCGGUUCCCCCGGCUCGUUCGCCGGCUGCCGAUUGUGUUUCAAGCGACGAAUUUGCUGGUCGUGCCUUGUUGGUACGGCGGUGUGUUUUCGCGCUACGAUGGCUUGGCCACGGCUAUGACGUGGCACUCUGUGCUUCUUGCUGUCACGUGGUUCUUCUUUGGCUGCGCUGCGUGGCUAGAUCCAGGCACAGUGGCCCACGACCGCAAAUAUGUCGAGGAAUACACGACGACCAUGCAGCGCUGCUUGCUCCAAGAGUAUGAAGGCGACGAUGCCAGCAACUUGGCGAGAAACCAGGGCGAGCAACCAUUAGACGAACGGCUGCGACGGUUUUGCCAUACAUGCCACGUGGCCCAGCCGCGCCGCUCCAAGCACUGCAAUGUAUGCCAUCGCUGUGUGCUCUUGUUCGACCACCAGUACGAUGGUUCCAUUUCGCUCGAUACAACGUCAUUUCGGUGGGGUGCUUUUCACGACGUUCGUUUCUCUCGUAGCUGUCCCUUCUUGGGCACUUGCGUGGGCCGUAACAACUACACGUUCUUCCUUGCAUUUACCAUCUGUAUGUCCAUCGCGGCGCUGUCAUUAGCGUGGAUGUGGUACACGACAUGGAUGCACAUGGACCCCGAAGCGACGUUAUGGUGUGUCCUAGCAGCAUCCUACUACACCCUAGUGGGUCUCUGCGCCGCUGGACUCUUUAUAUUCCACCUCGUUCUCGCCGCAAAGAACCGCACGACGCAUGAGUUCCGCGCUGCUGGCUGCACCUUUAACGAGACCGACGACCUCCAUCGUGAAAGCGGAAGCUGGCGACAGAACUACCUUGGCCGACUCUGUGUGAGUGUAUACCACUACGUUGAUAUGAUCAAGACGCAGCGCCCCCAACACCGCAAGCAUGUGAAAGUCGAGAUCGACCAUCGCCGCGAUUACGUGUAGGCAGGCCUGAAAAAGUGGGUGACUUUUAUAUCCGGCGUUUCGAAAAAAGUUAUCCCGUGAUUUGGUGCGGAAUGUAUGCGUACACUAUUAAAAGGUCGCAACCUCUGCUUGAACUUCAAUGUCAACGUAAGCCAGC